Magallana angulata is the source of this 4722-nucleotide messenger RNA. RefSeq names its product E3 ubiquitin-protein ligase TRIM39-like. Lineage: Eukaryota; Metazoa; Mollusca; Bivalvia; Ostreida; Ostreidae. Gene Ontology annotation, molecular function: zinc ion binding. The coding region runs from base 1 to 1881 and encodes 626 amino acids. The transcript has a single exon. The record is from RefSeq and is a predicted model, not a curated record.
AUGGCUGAAUCGACUAAGAAAAACUUGAACCAAAGCAAAGAGAUUUCGACAUGUCCAAUUUGCUUUGAAACUUAUAAGACUCCAAGAAACCUGCCAUGUUUGCACACAUUUUGCCACAAUUGUUUGGCCUCGUACAUUAUUUCCACGUGCAAGAUCAAACAGAACCCGGUGGGAUUUCCAUGUCCGAUUUGCAGACGUUUUGUACCCGCGCCAACAUUUACUGCAGAGAUAGAAAAGUGGGCUGAACUCAUGCCUAUCAACAGAAUGGUAAAUAUGUUAAAUGAAAAAUACUGCGAUGCAUGUAAGCGAGCAGACGAGGAGGAAGUGGCCAGUGAUUGGUGCAAGUCAUGUUUGGAAUCCCUCUGUGGUCCCUGUGCAAAGGCUCAUAAAAGAAAUGUACUGUCCAAAAAUCAUGAACUAAUUUCGGUAGAGAACUUUCAGAAAGUGUCCAAAGGAAAUGAAAAUUAUGAUUUAGUCAAUGUAUUCUGUCAAGAGCAUAGCAAUCAAGUAGAAUAUCUCUGUGUUGACCACGAGGAGUUAUGUUGCUCUCGGUGUGUGUGCACCAAGCACAGGAAAUGCAAUCAAAUUGAUGCCAUUGAAGAAGCUGCAGAAAAUCUUCGAAAAUCCGAGAAAUUGGAAGCUUUAUCUCAAGAAAUAUCAAAAUUUGAAGGAAUCCUUAUUAAAGCUAAAUUAGAGACAGAAACUACCAUAGGAUACAUUGACGAUACAUCAGACAAAAUAAGAGAAGAGUCAACAGAUCUUAGAAAUAAAAUCGUGAACCAUGUUGAUGCACUGCUAGAGGACCAUCUAUCUGAUCUGGCUAGAAAUGUCAAGGGACAAAAGGAUAUGUUAACCAGUUUUGGAGAUGCUGUGUCAGACAGGCAGCUUUUGAUGGCUCAGUAUUUACAAACUUUGAAAUGUGCAGAGAAAACACCUCCAUCUGUUCUUGUACAAGAAUAUUUCAAGAUCAAAGGGCAAUUCCGACACGUGACAAGAUCAGAUCUAUCUAAAUGUAAAUUAAAAUUGAAUGCAGAUGUUUCCAAGGACUUGACAGGUAUCCUAGAGGUUACAAAGUUUGCAGAUUUAAAGACAAAGACAACAUCUAUACCAUUGAGUGGAAUUGACAUGACGUGUGCUACCAUGAAGUUGGUUUGUGAACUGGAUGAUUCAAAUGUUGGCGUUACCGGUGGUUGCUUUCUACAAAAUGGAGAUAUCAUUUUGGCUGAUCACAACCACAGUCAAUUACUACAUUACAGCAAUAAAAAACUUGUACAUAAAACAAAUCUUGGAUUUCAACCACAGGAUGCAGUUUGUCAAAAUUCGUCUGUAUUGUUUGUUUCAAAAAACAUUUACAGAAGUAAAGGAUAUGUUGGAAAAUUUAACCUGGACAGAUUUGAAAAUAUUGAAGGUCAGAUGAUUACAAACAGUCAUGUUAAUCAAUUAGCUGUAACUUCGGGGUAUGUAUAUGCUGCUUGUUCAAGUUUUAUUGUCAAAUUUGAUUUAGAAGGAAACAUUGUUCAACGAUAUGAUGAGGUUGAGGAUUGGACCUACUCGGUAGCAGUUAACAACAGGGAUGAAAUUAUCAGCUCAAGUUGUUUGACACAACAUGUAACUGUUAUGGAAAAUUCUGGAAAGAAAAUGUAUUCAUAUUCUCAUGAAAAACUUAUUAAUCCACGUGGACUUAAUGUGAACUUUUCCAGAAACAUAUUUGUUGCAGGUCAAUGGAGCCAAAAUAUACACGUUUUGACGCCAAAAGCUGAAUUAUUGAAGAUUUUUGAUGUUGCUUCACCCAGGUUUAUCAGAUUUAAAGAGAACUCUUAUGUGUGUUUAGUUGGGUCUGGCAACAGUACAAAAGUGUAUGAAUUUCAAGAAGAUUUGUAGUCAUAGUUUGUGCUUCAAGCAACAAAUCUUAGUUAUAAAUUGUAAAAGAGCAUUAGCGGAAUGAAACGUGAUGUUUGCCAAUAAAAAUUAUUGUGCAUGUAAAACAAGAACUUUAGAUGAAGUAAAAAUUAUAUUUAAUAGAUAUUGAUACUGAUAUCAGGAUAAUGGGUGUUGUAAUAUUUGUUUAUUAACAUGAUACUGAUAUCAGGAUAAUGGGUGUUGUAAUAUUUGUAUAUUAACAUGAAUUUGAGGUUUCGGCAAGUUUCAUCUCUGUAGACUUAAUCUUAAAAUGUAGCCAACUACACAUUCAUGAGAUAUUUUUGCACGUUAAAAAGUUAAGUCACUUUAUGAGUUAAUGUAACGUUUAAGAACAAAUAAUUACAUUGUACAUCAUAGUGAAAUAUAACCACUAAUGUUAUUCUUAUCAUUAAAUGGUUUCAAACUGCUUAAUCAUGAUCCGAAGCUUAAGUGACUUUAAUCUAGUCCCUGCGGUCAUAGAAGGGUCUUCUCCUCUCAAGGGUCAUAUGUUAUAAUGUGAAUGAAGCAGAGGCCUAUAGAAAACAAAAUUAAACAUGUUAUAAAUUACCUUAGUAACUAGUCUUUAAGUCUACUCUAACGCGGGUUACAUAUUUUUUCUGCAAUGUCGCUACCUUCAUAUACCUUCAUACACUUUCAUAUACCUUCAUGCACCGCAUGAAUCGCCAACAAAAAAAAUUAUUGUUUAAGUAAUCCAUACAAUGGUAAAGUGUUUAAAUUACAUGAAUUAGCUUGAAAGGGGGAACAAGAAACCUUAAUUCAGGCUUAUCAUCAAAUGCAUUUUGGCUAAAAACAAUCAUGCAAAUGGUAUCCAAAUUGAUUAAAAAAUUAAGUAGGGAUGUCAGUUUUAUUCAGAUGGUCUAGUUGAUAAAUCAAGGGCUUAAGAUGAGCGAUAGUCGAGUACUCGUUGAUUUAAUAUUUGAAAUUGCAUUUCCUUUUCAAAAUAAAAUAAAGCUACUUUCACAUACGUAGUAUUAUUAACCCAAAAACAUCUAAAACCUAUGAUUAAGUGUAUUUGAUUUAAAUUAAAGUAAAUUUUUAAAAAUUAUUUUAUUAAAUAUCCAAUAGAAAAUGUUUAGUCCUGCGACACAUUAUUGAGCUAAAUUAUACAAAUCGUCCGCAUCACAAAUUUCUAUCAACGAACUGAGUUCAUAAAUUAACGUGUCUUUAGAAUCUAUCAUAUACUACCUGUUCAGAUUUUAAGAUCAAGCUUAAUUUGGAAGGAAAUUUUGUUCAACGAUAUGAUGAAAUAACUUGUAGCAUCUUGACCUAUUUUGUAGCAAUUAUCAACAGGAAUAAUAUAAUCAGCGCUAACUCUUUAACAAUCAGUUAUGAAGAGUUCUGGAGAGAAAAUACGUACAUAUUCAUAUGAGAAAUUAAGGAAUUUAAGAAUUAAUGUGAACUAUUCCGGAAACAUAUUUGUUGUUGAUCAUUUGAGCAAUAAUAUAUACGUUUUGACAUCCAAUGCUGAAUUACUUAAGAUUCUUGAUGGUGCUUCGCCCAGGUUUAUCGAAAUUCAAGAAAACUCAAAUGCGUUUCUAGUUUGGUCUGACAAAAGUAAGAAAAAUCUGUAUGAAUUUAAAGAAGAUUUAUGAUCACAUUUUGUGUAUUUAAUUUCAAACUCCAAAUGAAUAAGAGAGCAAUAAUAAAACAAGAUGUUGAUAUCAAGAAAAGUCAUAUUGAAAAGACGUGUCCGAAUACUGAUAUCUGAAUAGUGACUGUUGUAAUAUUUGUAUAAUUAUUGAAAUGACUUUGAUAAUUCUAUUGUAGGAAAUCUUCAUUUGUAUUGUGUAGACUUUUGCAUAAAUAAAUAACAAUCAAGUACACAUUCAUGAGCCGUCUAUUUUGGCUAUCUUAAAAUUAUAUCAUCUUUUCAGUUAAUACAUGAAAUAUUUUUAUUACAUUGUACAUCAUAGUAAAGUAUAGUCAUUAAAGUUGAUCACUACCCGCGUAAAAGGCAAUGUCUGCUAUAUUUCGUUUUCUUCGCCGCCAUCCCUAUACCCGGGCCCUUAUAUAAAACAUUUCAAAGAAUUUAGCUGUUGAGGUUCCAUCUGUUGGGACGUUCGCCUUACAUCUCCAUGUUUCAUAGACACAAUAAAGUUACCAAAUUGUUUCGCACUUUUACCCAGCCGAAGAUUUCUUACAUCAGAACAUCACUGUAAUAUCAUAAAAUUAAUGCAAGCCAGAAAAUGCACAUAAAACAAGAAAUAAAAGCGGAAAAUCUUUGAUCACGAAAAGAUUACAACACGUACGGCGGCCAUGAGAUUCAGGUGUGUGUCAUUGGAGCAAUAAUAUGCACGUUUUGACGCCCAGAGCUGAAUUAUUGAAAAAUUUUGAUAUUGCUUCGCCCAGGUUUAUCAGAUUUAAAAAGAACUCUUAUGUAUGUUUAGUUGUGUCUGACAAUAGGACAAAAGUGUAUGUAUUUCAAGAUUUGUAGUCAUGUUUUAGGCUUUCAUUUUCAAGCACCAAAUCUUACUUAUAAAUGACUAAGACAGUACUUAGCGGAAAGAAAGGCCAUGCUUGCCAUUAGAAAUUAAGGAUAAAACGAUAUCUUGAAAUCAUGAAAAAUCGAUCAUUUCAAAAGACAUCAGACUUGUGAAUACCGGAAUCAGGAUAAUACCAGUAAAUGUUGUAAUAUUUGUACAUUGGCAUGAAUAUGAGAUUUCAACAACAUAGUUCUGUUUUAAAGAAUUUCCAUUAUGUAAUGUAUACUAAUUCUUAGUUAUGAAACAAAGCUCACAUUCCUAAACGGUCCUUAAAAUAAAAUCUGUCAGUGAAAUAUUUUAAUAACUUUGUACAUUUUAG